AUGGAGACAAACUUGCGGAAUCGCAAUGCGGAAAAUGAGGGAACGGAGAUGAACAACAACACAAAAAUGCCCAAGGAUCCACGGAAGAUGACAUUUAAGACGAAGGAGUUUCGAAUAAGGGAAUCGUUGCUAACGACCCUUUUCCAUGAAUCUGAAAUUGGUGUCGUCUAUAAUCUUCUUGCUGCCGUAUUCGUUCUGUUCUUUCUCAGAGCCCUCAUAGAUGACAUUUUUGCUCAUGGGAUGCCAUUCUAUCAUUUCUGGUUGAUUGGCUGGAAUUUCCAAUACUUCCCGGCUACGAUGUUCGUCUGGUCGUUAAUGUUCCUCUCGACAUUCAUACCUUAUGCUGGUUUGAAAAUUUGGGCUCACGCUCCAGCGAAGGUGGUGAACCUCAGAUCUGAGCUUCCUAUACUAUCUCUCUACGUGUUCUACCUCACUGGAUUCUUCUAUUUUCCCCUGAAAUUUUUGUUUACAUGGCAGUUGAAUUGUGCUUGUUCCUUUAUAAUUACUUGCGAAACGACCCGAAUUGCAAUGAAACUACAUUCAUUUAUUAGAGAGAAUGUUCCCAGGGGGAUUGCGAAGAAAACCAGUGGAGAAAUUGUAGAGCCAGGAACCACGACACAAUGGCCCACUGUGGAACAAUAUGUAUACUUCAUGUUCUGUCCAUCGUUUAUCUACAGAGACGAAUAUCCAAGAACUCAGACCAGAUGCGUAAAGAAAGCUGGAAUCCACUUUCUGCAUUGUUUUAUUCUUAUAGAAUAUGUGAAUUUAGUAUUUACACAGUAUGUUUUCCCGUGGAUGGACGCUUUGGACUACCCCUCCCAAUCAAUCACCACAAUUGUCAUUUCGCUUUUCGCUGGCAUCGUACCGGGAAUGCUUUGCCUCAUCUCUUUAUUCUAUGGCCUCCUUCACUCCUGGCUUAAUGGAUUUGCUGAAAUGAUGCGUUUCGCCGAUAGGCAGUUCUACUUAAACUGGUGGAACGCUGACAAUAUGGCUGAAUACUACCGCAACUGGAAUUUAGUCGUACAUGACUGGCUGUACGCCUACGUAUACAGGGAUCUGUCAAAGUUAAUCGGCGGACGAAAAGGUUUACAAAUUGCCCAGUUAGGAGUUUUUUUCCUUUCUGCAGUUUUCCAUGAAUACUGGUUUGGGAUCGCAUUUCGGAUCUUGUACCCAGUAAUGUUCAUGUUGUAUUUUGUAUUCGGAGGAAUUUUCUUCUCUGUAUCAAAGUUGAUCAAGAAUAAAUCAGUCUGGAAUACUGUUCUAUGGUUCAAUUUACUAAUAGGUACUGGAAUGUUCAUCGCGUUCUAUGGUCAGGAAUGGUAUGCACGUACAAGAUGUGCAUCCUAUAGUAAUCCAAUCGUUGAUUUCUUCCUACCAAGGCACUGGGCAUGUCGACGGAUAUAG
Molecule: messenger RNA, 1404 nt
Organism: Necator americanus (New World hookworm)
Lineage: Eukaryota; Metazoa; Nematoda; Chromadorea; Rhabditida; Ancylostomatidae
Exons: 12
Coding region: 1-1404 (467 amino acids)
Biological process (GO): cholesterol metabolic process
Cellular component (GO): endoplasmic reticulum membrane
Source: RefSeq, a predicted model, not a curated record